Molecule: messenger RNA, 978 nt
Organism: Gavia stellata (red-throated loon)
Lineage: Eukaryota; Metazoa; Chordata; Aves; Gaviiformes; Gaviidae
Gene: C2H6orf118
Product: chromosome 2 C6orf118 homolog
Source: RefSeq, a predicted model, not a curated record
AUGAUAAUAAACCACCCGGCUACUAGUUCUCCAGGAUCGGUGGGCGCUCAGUGUGACUGCGAGUCCUCUCAGUUUGACAAGGAAGAGUCCAUCUCUGGCAGUAUUUUGGCUAUGAUACACAGACUUCCAUAUUCUGUAGAAACUAGCCAACAGAAUGAAAACUUAUGGGUGUGUGCUACAACAAUCCCUUUCAUCACAGAGAGAAACCAUCAAGUGAGGAGCCUGGCUCAUCUCUUAGAUAGUGUGGAAAUGGCCUACAGAACAGACGUUAAACUUUACAGCUCCAGACACUUAAAUCAUAACAAGCUUUAUAAGCCUUCAGAGAAAAUAAACCAGGGACAAUGCCAACCCUGUGUUGUGGAGCUUGACAAGGCCAAAUACCAGUUCAUGCCUUUAUACUUGGCUGGUGUAACUAAAACUGAACAGUUUAACAAGUUCCUACAUUUCCAGAAGGAGUUCAUAACAAAGCAUGAACUGUUACAGAAUGAUUUCACAGAGAGCAAAGUAUCAGAGCAGCAUGAAAGCAAGCUGGCUAAGGUUUAUUAUUCAGAGAUGGAGCUCCAGAAAAUCUGUGGCUGUGAUCCCCUCCGUUUCAAGCGACUACAGGUUGCUGAGGAAGUAUUUGAAGAUAUAUGCAACAGCUCUCUGAUAUUUGGUGUUAUUCUGAAGGAAAUUAAGAAUGAGAAUGAGCUGUACAGGAUGAUGCUUCUGGACUCGCCUACAGCACAGUACAAGCUUGAAUCUAUGAAGUGUAAAGUUCUCAAUAAAUGGGAGGAAAUUAACAUACCAGAGAUUGAGAAGAAAGAAACAAUGGUUUAUGCUGGAAUGGUGGAUAUAAUGGAAAAUACUCUUAAAGAACUAGGGAAUGGGAUGGUUCUGGGUGGGAUUUUCAGGAAUCCCAAGUUGCCAUCAUCUACCCUUGAAAUGAAUGCUGAAAUGCCUAGCAACUUCAAAGGGGGAGAGAUAGGACAGUUCUGA